AUGGUUGUGAUCUCUGAACUUUCCGGCGGCUCCAAUGGCGGUGAUCCAUACAAGAAUCCUCAAGAAGAAGAAGAAGAAGUGAAUCAAAACGAGAAUCCUCAAGAAGUUGUAGAAGUGAAUCUUGCUCCUGUUACUCAAGAACUUCCUAAAGGUGUCAUGGAGAUCAUCGUCGCUCGCGUGCCAAUAUGUUAUUACCUGAAGCUAACUCACGUAUGCAGAGCCUUUCGUCAACUAAUCGCUUCGCAACAGCUCUUCCUAACUCGCUUGCGCCACGGUGUCACCGAAUCGGUUCUUUAUGCAUUGAUCUCGCUCCCAGCACUUGAUACCCGACGCUGGUUCAUUCUUCAUCGUAGCAACAUGUCUUCACGAUUUAUCAGAAUAUAUUCUUCAUUUCCUCCCACGUUUCCUGGAUCUGCUGCCGUCACAAUCGGACACAAGAUUUACGUAGUGGGUGGUUACGUCGGCUUUUUGCAACCCUUAACGGAUGCUAUUGUCAUCGAUUGCAGAUUCAAUACGUGGCGUUAUCUCCCAAAUAUGCAAAGGGCUCGUUUCUAUGCAGCCGCCGGAGUGAUCGACGGAAAGAUUUAUGUAAUCGGUGGUCGCAAGAAACAAGAUGAUGACUGGAUCGAAGUGUUCGAUGUAGAGCUUGAGAUUUGGGAGACUGUGCCUAGUCAAUGCCCUAACGAUGCUAGUGCGAGUGGAAUAUUUGGUACGUCUGUGGUGAUGCAGGGGAGAAUCUUCAUUUUGGAUCAUCUGAGUUGUUUGGCUUACGAACCAAGGCAAGGUCUAUGGCAGUCAUGGGGACUUGAAAGUCAACUUAAGAGACUUUGGCGCCCGUUUUCUUGUGCGGUUAGAGAUUUGUUGUAUUGCCUUGAUCUUACGCUUUCUCUUGGACAUCCAAUAGUGGUAUAUUAUCCGAAUGAGUUGGUUUGGAGACCUCUGAUGGGCGUAUCCACUUCUCAAUUGCCUAUGCACAGUUAUGAUCAUUGGUCUAAGAUGGUGAAUUUUGGUGGCAAGUUGUUGAUUUUGGGCGGCUAUCACGGGAGAGUACAUGAUGUUUGUUGUGUAGAGAUUGCGUUGGAAACACGUCAAGGAGGUCAGAUUUGGGGGAAUGUGGAAUCGACCUCGCUUGUGUAUACAGACGACCUGCAUUCGGCUUGCAUUGAGAUUUGUCUAACUGUUACGGUGAAGUUUGAGCAGCUUGUUGAUACACGGGAGCAAGUAGAGAUGAAGAUGAACACAGUGAUUUAA
Camelina sativa (false flax) is the source of this 1251-nucleotide messenger RNA. Lineage: Eukaryota; Viridiplantae; Streptophyta; Magnoliopsida; Brassicales; Brassicaceae. The record is from RefSeq and is a predicted model, not a curated record.